UUGUACUGGGCCUGAUCACCUGUUGGAUUCACCUGAGUGGCAGGAAAAGUGAAAUCAGACAGGUUGGUGAGUUGCCAAUGGUAAAGGUGAGGUAGUACAUUGUAUGUACAUGGAGACUCUCUUCAAAACAUCAAAUCAGAACAUGGGGUCGGAGAGUUGAUAUGUGUAAUAUAUAGAUGGAGUUAUAGUGCAUAACUGCAAUCAAAAUGCAUUCCCUGUUCCAUCAAGUGUUGGUUCAGAAGAACCUAUCUAAGGCGGGUGAGUUGUUUUCCCUGGAGGAUCGAUUCAUUAUCAAUGAUUUCGAUGAAGUGAUGACCAAAAUAUUGGACAUUGUCUCCCAGCCGGAUUUUUUGAUCAAUCACAAUGAUCAAAGUUUGGUGGAAAUCUGUAUUACCCGAUUGACUUCGGCCAUCCGUGAGACUCGAACCAUUGAAUCACAUGCUGGUUCCAUGGUCCAACUCCUAGAAUUGUGUCUCAGUUACAACUUGCGUCCUUCAGCUCACGGUUUGGAUCCACCUCACGCCAAAAUCGCCUCUGAUUUGAUGAGCUGCAUAUUCUUGAACUAUUCCAAGCGGAAUGUGAUGGAAUUGGCUCUACCCGUGGCCGUGAAGUUUCUGCACAAGGGCAACAAGGAUUUAUCGCGGAACAUGUCCUCUUAUCUGUCUUUGGCAGCCAUCGAACAUGCCGAGCUCUUGGCACAACACAUUCAACCCAUCAUUGAUUCUGUGAUAUCGGGGAACUACUCUUUGGCACGGGUUCUUCCUACCAUUUACGGAGUGAACAAAAAUCCCAUCAACAACCACGUGAUGACCUUAGUUUCUAUUUUGCACAACUGUGAGAACACAGAGAAGCUGGCCUUGCUCUCCCUCUUCGGCUUGGUGGCCAAGGACAACUCCGCUCUCUUGGAACCGUCUGUCCCACAACUUUGCGAAUCUCUGACGUCACAAACCACCGCGGCGGCCACACUUCAAGUCCUGUACAAUAUUGCCUUGACAAAACCACUUAUUUUGGCGGAUCAUACUCGCCAAUUGAGGGUCACGGCGGAGAAUUUUCCGAAAAGCGCAAUCUCCGCGAUACAAGUUAUGAGCGCCAUCGCCAAAGUCAAGAAGGAAAAGGCUCCCGAGACAAUGGAUUUCAUUACUUCAAUGAUUGGACGCCUGGAGGCUGAGAAGCACUCCAUGGUGUUGAAGGAGAUUAUUGCAUUGACCAAUAAAUAUCCAACCUUGCUGACUUCCAAUCUCAUGAGUAAGUUGACCUCGUUGGAGGAAGGAGCUAGCUCAGCAUCCAGGACUUACAUCCAAGAACUGAGGAAUGAGUUCAACACCCGGUCGCGUGAGAAACUCACCUCCACCACUAUCACUCCCGCCGGUGCUCUAAAUCAUGGAGUAACUAUCGUCAAGGUGGGUGGAGGCUCGAAAUCCGAGUUGUCGAGCCAAGGCCACAAGAUCAUCUACCAGUCAACUCAAGUUCAGGGUCCACUUCCAUCAAAAUUCGACCCUCGCUACACGGUGUCAGGGAGUCGGUCCAAGUUACCCCACACCCAUCGCUCCAUGACAAAGUUAAAUAUGCAAACAAGCUCGUCGGGACCCAAUCCCAUAGGAAGCAGCAAUGUCAUUGCCUCCGGGGGCUUCGACUCAAGAAUGGGUCUUCACAAGUCCAUGACCAAGCUAAGUGCGUCGUCCCAGCAAAACAUGGUUCGCUACAACUCGGGUUCCCAAGUGCUGACCCAACCUAUGGCGAGAUCCAUCACUUGUAUAACCUCUGGCCAAGGGAAACCCAUUUACAGUGCUGGAAUGAGGGGAAGCAUGGCUGGGUCCAACGUAAAUGGGUCGCCCACCAAAUCAAUGUCUUCGGGUUCCAUGUCGGGCGUGGCUGGUGGGACCGCCUUGACGUCGUCUUCGGAUGGGAGGGACAUUCUUACGGUGAAUGUGAAUCAAAUCAAUGCGGAUUUGAUGCGCCAGGUCUCUACCGUUCUGUCACAGCAUCAGGAUAUUACCAAUGGAUUUCCCAAGGUGAACACCUCGAGUUACACCCAUUUAGCUUCUCAAGGCCUCCCAGCUCCACCCACUCAUCCUCAUUCAUUAUCAGCUGUGGCCAACGCGCCAUUUUCUUUGCCCAACAAUUCCAGUCGUCGAGUCCCACCUUACAACAGUGGUCCAUUACCAGUGCCCUCGUCGUCCCAACCUCCCUCUUUAGGAAUUCCUUUGGCCCCAAAUCCGGCGACGACAAGUCAUUACCCAAUCUAUCACCACCAUCAUCAUGGCAAUCAGCCCAAUAACUACCAACCCAAUCCUCGGCCUCAGUCCAUGUUUUCCAACACUUUACCCAGUCCCAGGAGACGGGCAGCCAUGGAAAAACGCGAUGAAGGUGAUCCAAUGAGCACAGGAUCCGUGGAUGAUGGCUUGGGAAAUGGAAAGAGCAAAACUCAGAAUAGAAUGUCCGUAUUCGAGCCUUUUCCCAUGCGCGAUACCGUGCAACAUUUUUGCGAGAAGCAUUUGGACAAGAUCAAAUCGUACAUGACGAGUCUGAUGGCCAAACUGCCACUUCCAGUGAAGUGCACCAUUGAGGAACGCAAAGGGAAGAAGCAUGCCAAGCUUCACUUUGCUUGUCAAGGCAGAGAAGGCGACCAUUGUCUCUACAAAAGCACGUUCUACACACUCAAGACGAGAAACCCCAAGAUCUGGAUUCAUCUCAUGUUCUUGGCCUUGCAGGCUCGCUCCCAAUCCGCUAUCAGUACCCGAGAGUCGUCCGUGAGCGCCUUGAAGCAUUGCUGGGAGAUCCUGAAGUCUGAGAGCAUGAAUUUUGUCACCUUGGUAACGGGUGCCUUUCCGCCAGCCAAGGAUCAAGACACGCUGCUCAAUGAGUUGAGGUCUCAUCGUUUCUUUGAUGUGUUUGAAUACAAUGGACCUCGCCAGCAUUGGGGUUGCUUUUUGUGUAAUCACCCAGAUCGAGCCGAGGACUUUAUUCAGGACACAGCCCCGGUAAUUGAGGGUCAAUUGAAAGAGAAGAAAGGCGGUAAAUGGAAACUGUUCAAGAAAUGGAAGAGCCGAUAUUUCACCUUGUCUGGAGCCAAGCUUAUGUAUAAAGAACAGGGAGGUGACAAUGGAGGUACAAUGCAGACGUUGGAUGUUGGAUCGAUCCGAUCUGUGAAAGUGACCAAAGAAGGCCGUCGAAACAUUCCAAAGGCGUUCGAAAUAUUUACCCACGACAAGACUUUCAUCUUAAAGGCCAAAGACGGUUCGAAUGCCCAAGAAUGGGUCCAAUGUCUAUCGGUGGCCAAAGCCCAUUGUGAGAGCCGCGAUUCAAAUUUGAGAAAAGUGGCGUAUUCCGGAAGUCUUGGCCGACUUAAUCAUCAUCAUGGACGGGUCCCUCUGAUCCAUCAGCGAUCCCUAACCAACGCCAAUAUUGCUCAACGCACAGCUGUUUAGGACGAAUCAGUCCCUAUUGAAUACUGUUAUUUAGUACAAUUACUUCAAGUUUUGUCAGAAAAACUAAAUUUCAUAUCAUGUCA
Molecule: messenger RNA, 3511 nt
Organism: Tigriopus californicus
Lineage: Eukaryota; Metazoa; Arthropoda; Copepoda; Harpacticoida; Harpacticidae
Gene: melt
Product: ventricular zone-expressed PH domain-containing protein 1-like
Exons: 17
Coding region: 207-3428 (1073 amino acids)
Biological process (GO): regulation of signal transduction
Cellular component (GO): plasma membrane
Molecular function (GO): phosphatidylinositol-5-phosphate binding
Source: RefSeq, a predicted model, not a curated record